UAUCAGCAACAUGUGCUCCACUAUGCAUCCACUGGGUGGCUUCUGAGGCAACGAUACACGGCACGGUUACGCUUGUGUCGAGGGAAGUUGUGGGGAGACUUCAGAGAAAACUCGUUGCCAAUCUUCGUUACUCAUUCAUAGCUGCAUCAUACAAAAAUUACUAUGGCGUCAAUUACAGAGUUGAAAUGUGCGCUCAGGGAAACUCUUGAAGCCAGAGGAGUGAUGGGAAAGCUGAAAGCGAGGAUUCGGGCAGAGGUGUUCAAUGCAUUGGACGACCAGAGCGAGCCGAGACCUCCCCUGUCGCACGAGAACCUUCUCAUCAACGAGCUCAUCCGCGAGUAUUUGGAAUUCAACAAGUAUCGCUACACCGCCUCGGUGCUGACGGCAGAAUCCGGUCAGCCUGAAGUUCCUUUAGAUAGGCAGUUUGUGGCAAAUGAACUGAACGUAGUGGAGGACCCAGGUGCAAGAACAAUGCCACUCCUUUAUGGCUUGCUGUCCCAUUUCCUUCAAAGUAGAGACAGCAAGGAGAAACUGUUUCUCAGAAGCUCUGCUCCCUUGACCGCUCAAAAGUCAAACACAGAGGACUGCUGAAUUGUGUACAUGUCUGUAUAUAGAGACCAGUUGUUGCUGAAAUCUCAGGGCUGUGUAUUAUGGUAAGACCACAAACUAUUGGUGUCGAAUCUUGUCACCAAUCAUGCUCAAAUGCAUGUUUGUACUGGCACUGGCACACCGUCAGGGAUAAGAAUACUUACCAGGAUUGUGUUUUAAGUUGAAGCCAUGUGUUGAAAUUAUUACGCUAGACUCCAUAGCAAUCAUAACAGGUGACACACACUUGUGUAUAUUUCAGGUUCUCUGUAUACUCUGUUAUGGAUAAGAAAUGUAAACAGUUAGGAUCACUUAAAAUAGACAGUGGUCUCUGCCCCAGAGAUAUUUCAGUGGAUACUCUGUAAAAAAUGAGUUGUCUGCUGUCUACACACACGUUUCUUCCGUCAGGCUCUGUGAAUGUAGACUGGAGUUUGUAGAGGAAAUGGCCCUUACACCACUAGUUCAUUCACAUAUUUCGUGUGAAGAUACAUGCUUUAUAUAAUAAUGCGUUAAUACAGCUGCAUCCUGAGCAGCAUGUUUUUUAACUUCUUCUUUCUUGUAUGUCUAUGUGUGUGUAUCCAACUCAUUCUAUAUGUAUUGAGGAGCUGGUAAGAGACAAAGGAAAACACAUCCUAAAAGCAGGCACUGGUCUUAAUAGCAGUACCUGUGUUUUUUUCUUUCUUCCUUAAUCCACUGUACACAUUCCAUUUGUUACUGUAUAUUUUUACAUAUAAAAUUUGACCUGUGAAUGUAUUUAUUGAACCUGCUGAUUAAAGCUUAAUUGUAUAAA
Molecule: messenger RNA, 1375 nt
Organism: Clupea harengus (Atlantic herring)
Lineage: Eukaryota; Metazoa; Chordata; Actinopteri; Clupeiformes; Clupeidae
Gene: cep20
Product: centrosomal protein 20
Biological process (GO): cilium assembly; microtubule anchoring
Cellular component (GO): ciliary basal body; motile cilium; centrosome
Molecular function (GO): protein binding
Source: RefSeq, a predicted model, not a curated record